AAUAAAAACCAAAAAAUGUUUUCCAAAUUAAAAAUAUUAUUUACCCUACUGGCUGCAUUUACGAUAAUUGAGUGUGUGGCAGCUCAAAGACCUCAUGCCGAUGUGAAUGUUUUGCAAUUGAUUGCUCGCUCCACUGAUUUAAUGGCUAACAAUCCUAGAGGAUCUUCGAAUUGUUUCAGUUACUAUGUCAAUGAAAUGGGAGAAAUUACUACAAAAUAUGAAACAGACUAUGAUAAUUGCUGUAAUUUAGCUAAAAAUCAACGACUUAAUGUCGAAUUGGAUACGGCGGAUUCACGUGAAAGUUUUGGAAAUCGCACACAAAAAUCAUGUGAUGCCUUGACUCAGUGCAAAGAGGAGUCAUCGGUUGAUGGUGAAUAUCAAUGUUAUAUAUAUGAGGGCAAUGAUAAUGCCAAAGUUUUGCAUGACAUCUCAAAUGAGGCUUUUAUUGAAUUUGCUGAAUUUUUGGAAAAAAUUCGUAUAAUUGAAAACAAUGAAAAUAUAUGCACCAAUGAAACGAGAAAAGUCUAUGAAGACGAAAGCUGGGAUGCUUAUGUAAAUUUAGACGAUUGUCUUAAGGGUCGUAAGGAACCACCAACACCUAAACCUACACCAGAACCUACACCAAAACCAACAGCAGAACCAACACCAGAACCUACACCAAGUCCUGAACCAUCAACAACUACUGAAGAAACUACCACCGAAAGCGAAGAAAUCACCACUACACCAGAAGAUGAAGAUGACUUUUGACAAACCUUAGGAAUUUUAACAUAUUGAAAUAAUGACAUAAUGCCUACACAGAAAAAAAGGACAAUAGUUUUUAAGUAAUUAAAUAAAAUGUUUGAUACUUAAUCAAAAUAAUAAGUUUAAA
This is a messenger RNA of Calliphora vicina (urban bluebottle blowfly), 868 nucleotides long. RefSeq names its product protein TsetseEP-like. The record is from RefSeq and is a predicted model, not a curated record. The coding region runs from base 16 to 747 and encodes 243 amino acids. The transcript has 2 exons. Lineage: Eukaryota; Metazoa; Arthropoda; Insecta; Diptera; Calliphoridae.